AUGCAGGGGAUGGCCGAUGAGCUGUUCCGAAGAUCAGAGUUGCUUGGACAGUGUGUGUUAAAGGCUGCAGAGGGAAGCAGAGAGAAUCGAGAGCAGAUUGCACAGCUGCAAGCGUCAGUUGGCGAGUUGCAGUCGCAAGGUGUACACCAAGGGCAAAAGCUGGUUUCGUUAUCCACCGAGCAUGAUAGGACGAUGAGCCUUCUUGCGGAGUUCGAAUCCAGUAUGAAAGAUACAUGGGGCAAAGCAGUGCAGCGAUUGUCAACGCUAGAGGGAAGCUUUGAAAACGUUCUGGCGGCCCAAGCUGCAAUGCGCGAAGACUGCGAAGGGUGGUUGGAUAAGUCUGCUGAGGAACAGAAGCAGUACCUGGUUGUCAUGUUGGAACGACAGGCGGCAACUUUGGAAGCUUUGAGUAGGAAGCAGAUAGCCAGCGAUGAGCAGAUUGUGCAGCUGAAGCAGGGCCUGGAUAAGGCACAGGCGGAGGCUGUGGCAGUCAACAACAAGUAUGAGCAGAACGUGGAGCGAACCCGAUGGGUGGUCACCAAGGUUGCUGAGCUCGAGGGUCUAGUGGCUAAGCUGCGACAGCGAGACAUCAGCAUUCAGAGAGAGAUGGGUGUAGGUAAGGGGUUGACAGACUUGGCAAGCUCAAGCUCGCAACGGAAUGCCGUAGGAAGUGCUGCUACUUUGUCGGGGCCCUUGUACUAUGCCAUGACACCAGAUCUUCCCGCUGCGCAGGAGGAUGAUGAACAUGAUGAUGGUGGUGACGGAUGGUGGGGUGAUGAACGGGAAUGGGUAAGUAAGGAUCUUGAAACUAGUGUUCCUCCGGGUUUGAGUUUUGGUCCUUGCACUCCGCCUCCUCCGUUGCCUCCAGACAUGAAGAAGAGUGAGGGAAUAGAGAGACAGACAUUUCGGAUCAAUCAAGCCGCGUACAAGCUCAUCAAGGACGCGCCUAAGCUGGAUCUCUCGGCAGGCGGCGAGCCUUGGGAAGUGGGUAUGACUGUACAUCAGUGGCGAGUCGAAACGCGAACGGUUUUGGCAGCUAUUCAUCCCGGCUUUGCUGAUUACUUCGAUAGGAUUUAUGAAGAAGGGCGACAGCGCUACGAGAAGAAGAGACUCACUGGGUUCGAGGAUUCUUUGCCUGAUAUUACGGUAGCAGAAGCUGAGAUGGAGACUCGACUGUCUUUGGCAUUGCUCAAGAAUCUUCCGCAAACUGUUCGUCAGCCAGUGGUUGAGGGAUCUACUUCGAAGAACGUGCGGUGCAUCUUGAUGUUUGAGAGUCUGCAUGAGCGCUACGCCCCGGGGGGUCGUGAAGAGUUGGAGUCGAUUCAGCGAUACUUGCGACAACUGCCAUCGGCACAGGACUUCAAGGGUGCGAUGACAACGCUUCGAAGGUGGAAGCUCGCUCGCCAUCGGGCCCAAAGUUUGGGUCUACCUGAGCAAGCUCCUAACGAAGGCAUCGCGGCUUUGGAUAGCUUGAUGAAGGUUCUUGAGAAGAAGCAUCAGCAGCUGGCUAUGAAGAUCAAUCUUUUGAGGAUGCAGCCGGACAUCAUCAUUCCUGCAACUUCUGGGUUGGAUCGGUGGUCGUUGCUGCGGAGGCGGCGGCAAAAGGGAAAGGGCGAUUGUGCUUUCAUUUCGGGAAGCCAGGCGGUUGUUGGAGAGGAUGGGACAUCAGAACAUGCUUCGGGCUCUGAGGGUGAGUCUAACCUCUCGGAUGCUGGCCCAGUUGACUCUAGUGAUUCGACAGGGCGUGCUAUAGAGAGUGAGAGUGAGAGUGAAGGCCACGGUAGACCGCCGUUGUGGUACCUAGUUCUUCAUGAAGUUGAGUAUGCUUUGAUGUCGAGUGGUGCGUCCCCACUGCUGACUCAUGCUAUUGCUCCAUUUCAGCAGGUGAACGGACCCAACUUGAUUGCUGUUGGCAUUUGGGAAAUCCUUGAAGAACUUGAUUUCCAACUUCCGAUUGAAGACAUCCAGAUAGGACCACAGGUCUUGGUGGAUUCAGGUGCCAAUGAAGUUAUAAGGCCACGGCCCGAGGGAUAUGAUGUUCAUCGAUGCAAGAAAACGCAAGUGGCUUUGGCAUCAGGGGACACAGUGCAGGCAUGGAGGACACGAGAUGGUGAGCUCAUGAUCGGUGAUGUUGAGUUGGAUCAUGAUGCUGAUUGGAUUCUGAGUGUCCGUAGGCUGAGGGGUAUUCGGGGUGCUUUUGUGUGGGAUGAGUUAGGUCCGAGGGUCAAGUAUUGGAACGGUGAGAAUCAAGUCACGGUGCAUUGCAUGGAGCAAAAUGGGUUGCCAUACAUUUCAUGGGAAGACUUUAAGCCCAUUCGAGUGCUUUUGGCUAAAGAUUGGAGAAAGCGUGGCAACAUCAGUGUCAUGCGUGCCGAGACCUCAUCCCUGCAUGUGACAGAUUACGAGCCUACUGUUGAGAUUCUUGGAAGUCGCUUUCAGGAGGAGUCAAAGAUUGCACCAGCUGUUGCAUUGGAGGAUGCAGGCGAACAGAGGGCCAAGGAGUUGUGUGCCAAAGCUAAGAUCACCUUUGAUGAGGUUUGGGAUGCGAUUCAGCUGGCGAGUCUGGUUGAGAGGAACACUGAUAGAGAGAGAGUCGUAGAAGAAGGAGGCAAGAAAGCACUUCCGAUGUGGUCAUUUGGUCUCUUCGUUCAUGGCGGCGUGUUGGGAGUAACAUCUGAAACUCGUCGGCAUCCAUGGUUGACGCGACUGUUGACGAAGUUGGUGCGACAACAUCAUCCGGAUUUGGAGUUUUUGUCUGUCGGCGUAGGGAUCAACUUGGCAUUCCGUCCUCAUCGUGAUCGCAAUUCCCUUGAAAGAGAAUCCGUGCUCUUUGGAAUCACUCGCUUCAUCGGGGGCCAACUUUGGAUUGAAGGGCUUCCGAAUGAAAAGAGAAAUACUGCUAUCAGACGAGUCGACAGCAGUGACGAGCCAAAGGCGGGUCGGCUUCACGAGCUAUCGCAUAAGAGUGUAAGGUUCAAUUCUGCUCUUCGGUUGCAUGGGACUGAGCCUUUCAAGGGAACGAGAGCUACGGCAGUUGGCUACACACCGCGUGGCCACCUCAAUGUGACAGCUGAGCUUAUGAAGCAGCUCAGCACCCUUGGCUUUCAUGACGAGAGGAUGCAGAAGCUUGGCGAUCAGGUCUGUUCGGAAGGUGAUGCCGUGCAGAUUGAACCGAAUGGUGAGCCAGGGUCACAGGACGUUUGGGAUUCGGAGUUUCAGGGUUUAGGCACGAGUAGCGUGCAAAGCCCGGGUGAUGAUGGAGAUGAGGGUUUGUCCGCGCCGGGGUUAAUGGCUUUCGAAGCUGUCGCUGAAGAGGUCAUUGAUCUUACAGGGGAUCCGCCGGCACGCCCGGGACAUGCGUUGAAAGAUUAUGAAGCUCGCGGCCUGCGCCGCCCGCACCGGAAGGUAACUGCUGACCAGGUGUCCAGAGGGGUUCUGUCUAUAGAUUUAGCGGGUCCGUAUGCUGCUGCCUAUGAUGGAACGAAGUACGCCUUGAUAGCUGUGUUUCGCAUUGAUGAGAGCAUGCAGUUGCAUUUCGUGCGGCCUAUGAAGAGGAGGCUGUGGAGUGAGCUGUUCAGUGCAUUGCAGAGUGUCUUGGCGCAAGUGUCAGCUCUGUGCGGAGAUCGACCUCAGGUGGUUCGAAUACAUUCUGAUAAGGCUCGCGAGUUCCUGGCGCAACGGGUUGUAGAGGGGAUCAAUGCUUUAGGAGUGUUCCAAACCACCACGACGGGUUACGAUCCUCAAGCAAACGGUCUUGCAGAGCGGACUGUUGGAUUGUUGAAAGAGCGAGCGAGGGGAUUUCUGAUCCGGGGUGGCAUCAACAAGAAGUUCUGGCCACUCAUGAUGGCAGAAGCUGCGAGGAGGCAGAGGGAUGUGACCUUAAACCGUCCUCAUCAAGGAAGGUUGCCUGAGCCAGGCGACUAUGUUGCUGUGACUGUGCAAGGUGCGGGUCCCUUUGACCCCAGAGUGGAGCCAGGGCGUUUCAUUGCUCAGUCGGACGUUGCAGUGCAGGGUGCUUUGGUGUUAGUCACGAGGGCAGGUCAGGAGCAUUUGAUCACCACGCGAUUGCCAGCCGUGAUUGAUAAGAAGCCGGAGCAGUGGAGAACACAUGUCACACCGUUGGGAGAUUUGGUCUGGAUCAGUUCUUCGGGCCAGGUUCGGGAGGGUGAGGUAGUCCGGGACCUUGGAGUGGAUUUGGGAAUGCUUACGGUGGAAGAGCGCGAACAAGGUGGUCAUGUUGAGCAGGGUUUGCCUUUCGUGGCCCGCGCAUCUGCCGGUAAUCAUCUUGAGGAGGAGCCACUUGCAAUGGUACCUGAGGUCCGGAAGAAGGUGAAGAAUGACGACAAGGCCGAUCGCUAUCAAAUCCUGCCGUAUGAGGUUGAGCAAGAGAUGAACCGGGCAGAGGUCAAGGUUGCGCAGCUGGUUACGGACACGAUUGAUGCAAGAAUCCUGUCUGACCCUAAAACACCGGCGGAUGAGAAGCUGAAGUGGAUAAAUGAGGGUUUGAAACCUGAGUUGCAGACGCUUCAACAGAAGGAGAUCUGUGAUGAGUGGGAUGAGGCGGACAUACCAUCGGGAGCGAAGGUGCUUCCGUCCAAGGUGGUACUGACCAAAAAACCUCUUGACAAUGACGCGGAGGUGGACCCAGCCGAGCCUUUGAGUACUUGGAGGGCAAAGGCGCGGAUAGUGGUGUGCGGCAAUUAUGAGCAGAAUACGGUGGGUCACGAUCCGGACAACGCGAGUGCCAACCCUGCUAUCGAGCACAUCCGGUGGAGCGCAACCUGCCUUGCAAGCAAUCCGAGCUGGACUGGACUGGUUCUGGAUGUUACGGCUGCCUUCCUGAACGCAAAGAUGGACAAUGACACAACCUUUGUCAGACCCCCAAAGGUGUUAUCCAGAGAGGGUCUGAUGGGACCUUCUAAGGUUUGGAGGCUUCGUAAGUUGUUGUACGGGCUACGCAAAGGACCGAAGCUUUGGGAAGUUUGUCGAAACGAGGAGCUGGACGGAAAGACGUUUGAGGAUGCAGAGGGCACGACGUUCUUCCUCGAUCCUGUUUCGUCCGGGGUGUGGGCCAUCAGGAAGCAAGGAGAGCCACAGUCAUUCUUCGGUGCAUUCGACAUGUACGUUGAUGACGGGUUGAUUGUGGGACCGGUGUCGUUAUGCCAGGCAUUAGCAGAGGUGCUGCUGAAGACGUGGCAGAUGAAGAUCCAAGGGUUCUUGCCGAGUGACGGGUUGAAGGUCGGUGGGAAGGUUCAGGUGGGUGACAAGCAGGUCCCGAUUCGGCAGGAGUUGCAGUUCCUGGGGAUGGUGAUCAGACGCACUGAGGAGGGUGUGUCGCUACAUCAGCAUCCUUGGGUUGAGACUGAGCUGGAGCGGCGCGGUUGGGCGGCGGUUAAAGGUGCCGCUAAUCUUCCGGAAGUGGUUGAAGGACAGACGGUGCCGGUGACCCGGGAUGAUGCGUACGGUGCGGACCUGCACCGUGCGCAGUCGGAGAUUGGUUCACUUUUCUGGUUGGGGCUUCGCACUCGACCAGACUUGCUUGCUACAGUCGGGGCCUUAUCUUGCAUGAGCACUGUGGACCCGAGGAAGACGUACAAGCUUGCGACACAAGUCUGGAGGUACGUAGCUGGUACCAGGGAUAAGGUGUUGUUCUUCAGAGCCGGGGGCAAUCUUCAGGAGGAGAAGCUUUCGAUCUUUGGAGAUGCAUCGUUAGCGCCCGGAGCAUCGAGAUCAAGGACCGGUGUGGUGGUGAAGCUUGGUGGCUAUACCAUCGCAUAUCGUACUCAGCGACAGUCUUUAACUGCUUAUUCUGCCUUUGAGGCAGAAGUCGAAGCAGCGGCAACAGCGUAUCAGCUAGGAACACAGGUGAGGCUGUUUGUGGACAAGUUCCUGAAGAAGGAUGUGGAAACGGAGCUGUUCGGGGACAAUUCUGCCUGUGUUAGCAACCUCACCAAGGGGACUUCUGUGCCUUCUGUAGAGGAAGUAAGUGCCUUGCGUGGUCAGAACGAGUGCCUGGAAGCAAAUACCCGCGGCUUGGCAGCGAGCUGCCGUGUCAUGGUGCUGACACUUGCGGGCGUUGGCCGUGGCGCUGGUAGCGGCAAGAUUUACGGGAACCCGAUGGGAGCUCGGCAUGCGAGCACCAUCGGGGAGGCGAGCUAUGGCGAGCUGGAGGCCCCCGCAGCACAGCACAGUGCGUGGUGUCCGGACGAGUCCAGCAAAACACCACAGAAGGAGGAGGGAAGGCCGCCGGCUGAGGGAAACCUCAAGGGAAAACUCCGCGUUGCUGAGACGUUUGUCAAAGGUCUUCGAGGGCGUGGCUACCAAUACCCGACCGUCCGUCGGACCAGCCUGGGCUCGUCGCCGACACCGCGAGGCGGCCGAGACAGGUUGCUCCCACAGACCCGAGCUGUGCGGAGCAGCUCGACCCAGGAGACUGAGCUAAGCAACAGACCGACCUGCACAUGA
Symbiodinium sp. CCMP2592 is the source of this 6465-nucleotide messenger RNA. Lineage: Eukaryota; Dinophyceae; Suessiales; Symbiodiniaceae. The record is from the annotation of a GenBank genome assembly.